Molecule: messenger RNA, 846 nt
Organism: Phalaenopsis equestris
Lineage: Eukaryota; Viridiplantae; Streptophyta; Magnoliopsida; Asparagales; Orchidaceae
Exons: 5
Coding region: 82-585 (167 amino acids)
Cellular component (GO): chloroplast thylakoid membrane; chloroplast inner membrane
Source: RefSeq, a predicted model, not a curated record
CGAACCGUUUUGUGGCUUGCAGUUUGUAAGCAUACAGUCACACAUAAACGAUAAAAGGGCAACAAGAAGGAAAAAAUCACCAUGGCGACGCUUGCGACAUCUUUCGUCUCGCUAAGAGACACGCAGUCCUCUUCUCUAUACGGUUAUCACUUGAAGCCAUCACACUUGUCUCUCCCAAACUCUCUGAGCUUUUCCUUUGGUACAAUUCACCAUAGGAAAUCAGUCAUUUCGGUUAACAAGUGGCAAGUUUCUGCUCAAGCUUCAUACAGGGAUGAAAGAGCAAACAGUGCAGGUGUCUUCAUUGGGGGCUUUGUUUUGGGAGGACUAAUUGUUGGAACUCUUGGCUGUGUAUUUGCUCCUGAGAUUAGCAAAGUUCUUACUGGAGCUGACAGGAAGGAUUUGAUGAGGAAGUUACCAAAAUUUAUUUAUGAUGAAGAGAAGGCCUUGGAGAAAACUCGGAAGAUAUUAACAGAGAAGAUUGCACAGCUGAACUCAGCCUUUGAUGACGUCUCAUCACAGCUUCGAGCUGAUGAUGAUCCGAAUGGUGCUGUUCAGGCUUCAGAUGAAAUUGAAGCUUCAGUUUGAUUACAGCUUUGCUUGGUAACAUAUUCUCAUGCCUAUUCCUGCUUGGUUUUUAUAGUUUCGUCAAGUCAUUUCCAAAUUCUGUAAAAGCCAUUAAAUUGCAGCAUUAAUAAUGUUAACUAAAAAGAAAAAAAUAACGAAUACGAGGCUUUGAAACAAAGUGCUUUAUUGUUCUGCAUAUUUUUAUGAUUUAGUGUAAUGAUAUGGAAUGGGGACACGUGUGGUGGACAUGCUUUUGGAUAUGGGAAGAACAUUGAUUUAGUA